Molecule: messenger RNA, 1309 nt
Organism: Paralichthys olivaceus (Japanese flounder)
Lineage: Eukaryota; Metazoa; Chordata; Actinopteri; Pleuronectiformes; Paralichthyidae
Product: histone H1-like
Biological process (GO): nucleosome assembly
Cellular component (GO): nucleosome
Molecular function (GO): DNA binding; structural constituent of chromatin
Source: RefSeq, a predicted model, not a curated record
UUAUUGUAUUUGUGUUAAUUAUGAGAUUCGAGAUGAACCGUGGAGCCGCAGCCCGCAGGACAAAUGUUCUCAGCUCGGGUCCACUGCGCCCUGAUCCUCGCUGUGUUUGCUGCCGACAGAAAGCUUCCGUUUAAAAUAAAACAAUCAUCGGUAUCUCGGUGUUUUUACACCGAGCCCCUGGACGAACAUUUGGGGCAGGUUGUGAGCAGGUUUUGUUGGAGCUCUGGAGCAUUUUUAACCAUUUUAGGGGAGAAAUUAGUGGGAAAACACGGUGAUCGACGCCGCUCACCGCGGCGAACAUGCGACGUUUAUGAGCUCCGUGGACAGAACGCCCCGAUCCCCGGAGCUCUGCGAACCUCCGAGUUGAAGACACACACGUUCGGUGUCGGUUGCCGCCGCUGUCGACACUCGGCUCCUCUUCCACGGUGAUUUUUCGGCGUUUUAUCGGUGAGAAGAAAACACAAGUAUCCGGUGUUGACGCCACACAGAGCCGCGGCGGGCAGAGUUGAGUCUCCACGGUUCUCAUGUUGUGUUUAAGUACGGCCUCCUGCAGCAGGACUUCAUCACUCUGAGACUCAGCAGCAGAAUCAUGACGGAAGAAGUUCCAGUUUCGGCUUUGGCCAAGACCGUGAAGAGAGCGGCGAGCAAGCCCAAGAAGACGGGACCCAGGCUCCGCGACCUCAUCGUCAAGGUCCUGUCCGAGUCCACUUCGCGGGGCGGCAUGUCGCUGGCCGGCCUGAAGAAGGGCCUGAAGGGCCUGGGCUACGACACGGAUAAGAACAAGGCCCGCAUCAGGAUCACCGUCAGGACCCUCGUCGACAAGGAGGUCCUGAUCCAGAUCAAGGGAACCGGCGCCUCCGGCUCCUUCAGGCUGAACAAGAAGGUCGACACCAAGGCCAAGAAAGCGGUCGCUAAGAAGGCUCCGCUCAAAGCCAAGAAGGUCGUCGCCAAGAAAAGUCCGGCGGCCAAGAAGCCCGCCACCCCCGCGAAGAAGUCCGCGGCCGCCAAGAAGUCCGCGAAGAAGGUGAAGAAAGCUGUGGCCAAGAGCCCCAAGAAGGCCGCGAAGAGCCCGAGGAAAGCCGCCAAGAGCCCGAAGAAAGCCCCGGUGAAGAAAGCGCCGGCUAAGAAGGCUCCGGCUAAGAAAGCUCCAGCCAAGAGGGUGGCGAAGCCCAAACCGUCCAAGAAGACCGCGAGCAAGAAGAAGUGAGAAGUGACCGAACACACUCGAGACAACCCGAACCAAAGGCUCUUUUAAGAGCCACACACCCGAGCCCAGAGAGCCCGUCCUGUACUUGUACUGAUAAUAAUA